Messenger RNA from Scheffersomyces coipomensis, 1510 nucleotides. It is a transcript of the gene SCS7, whose product is annotated as fatty acid alpha-hydroxylase. Gene Ontology annotation, cellular component: endoplasmic reticulum; membrane. The record is from RefSeq and is a predicted model, not a curated record. The transcript has a single exon. The coding region runs from base 251 to 1390 and encodes 379 amino acids. Gene Ontology annotation, molecular function: heme binding; iron ion binding; fatty acid 2-hydroxylase activity. Gene Ontology annotation, biological process: lipid biosynthetic process; fatty acid metabolic process. Lineage: Eukaryota; Fungi; Ascomycota; Pichiomycetes; Serinales; Debaryomycetaceae.
UCCUCCUCGUUUACAAAACCGUUAACAAAAAAAAUCGCGUUACAAAAUGGAGGAAAGAAAAUUUGUGUGAGAGAUCGCAUCCUUCCUGUAAAAUUGAAACCAUUACAAACCCAAGCCAUAACAAGUUUAACCUCACCCGAUUUUUACACCUUACGACAUAUAUAUAUAUACUAUAGCUUUUGACAGUUUUUCAUAGUUCUUAGUCAGUUAAGAUCAUCAUCAUAUCAACUUCAAAACAAUAGUCAAAAAGAUGAGUUCAAGUUUACCAUUGUUAUCUGUCAAACAGGUCAGUCAACAUAACACUGAAAAGGAUUGUUGGGUCCUGUUGUAUAAAAGAAAGGUUUAUGAUGUAACUACUUUCAUCCAUGAACAUCCAGGUGGGUAUGAGAUCAUCUUACCUUAUGCUGGUCAAGACAUCACUAAAAUCAUGGCUGAUCGUGAUUCUCAUGAACAUUCAGAAAGUGCUUAUGAAAUGUUAGAUGAUGACAUGUUGAUUGGUUACUUGGCUACUCCUCAAGAAGAACAUGGGUUACUUAAUAAUAGAAAUAAAGUCCCUGUUGAAGUUGUUCAAGAUAAAAAUGGUAAUAAUAAGGAUUUCGAUAUGUAUGAAUUCCAUGAACAUUUACCUGCUAUGGAAAAAUUAUCAAUUAAAACUGAUUAUGAUGAAGAUAUUAAAAAACAUAAGUUUUUAGACUUGAGUAAACCGUUAUUAAAACAACUUUUAUUUAGUGAUUACUCCAAAGAAUUUUACUUGGAUCAAGUUCAUAGACCAAGACAUUAUGGUAAAGGUUCAGCUCCAUUAUUUGGGAAUUUCUUAGAACCCCUUUCUUUAACUCCAUGGUGGGUUAUUCCUGUUGUUUGGUUACCUCCAAACUUUUAUAUCUUUUAUGUUGGUUUCAUUAAUCAAAAUCCUCUUGUGGCUGUUAGUUUCUGGGCUUUAGGAUUAUUCAUUUGGACCUUGGUUGAAUAUUGUUUACAUCGUUUCUUAUUCCAUUUAGAUGGAUAUUUACCCGAUCAUCCUUAUGCUUUAACUUUACAUUUCCUUUUACAUGGUGUUCAUCAUUAUUUACCAAUGGAUGGUUAUAGAUUAGUCUUACCCCCUGCUUUAUUUGUCAUCUUAGCUUAUCCAUUCUAUCGUUUAGUAUUUUCCUUAUUCCCAUUCUAUAUGGCAUGUUCUGGUUUUGCCGGUGGAACUUUAGGUUAUAUCAUGUAUGAUGUUACUCAUUACGUCUUACAUCAUACUAACUUACCAGGUUAUUUACAAGAUGUAAAAACUUAUCAUUUAGAACAUCAUUAUAAGAAUUAUGAAUUAGGUUUUGGUGUUACAAGUAAGUUCUGGGAUGUCAUUUUUAAUACUGAAAUCACAACUACUUUUGAAAAGAGAAAGUAAGAAUAAUAUUAAUGAGUUAGUAAUAAUGACGUGGUGAUGCUGGUGAUACAAAAUUUUUUCGAUUCUUAAAAUAAAUUUAAAAGAUUAAUAACAUAUUCUUUUUUUGUAUAGUAUAAAAUU